AUGCCAACACCGGCUGCUCGGAGGUACCCCGCGCGUAAGAGACGCGCACCUGGGGAGUGGUACCGCGCCAACUCGGCGGCGGAUACGGAAGCGGGGGAGCACCCCGAAGGAACGAGGCAGCACUCAGAAUCGCAGAGUUGUCAGAAGCAGGAGAUUGACUUCGACGAGGUCUACUCCCUGGUGAGCAAGCGCACGAUAUUCCGUGCGCUGCUGGCGGUGGUUGCGGAGCGCGACUUGGAGCUGCAUCAGCUGGACGUCAAGACGGCGUUUUUUAAUGGGGAGCUGGAGGAGGAGAUUUAUAUGCAGCAGCCGCAGGGAUACGAGCAAGGUGGGCUGGAGACGGUCUGUCGCCUCGAGCGCAUCUUGUACCGGUUGCGCCAGGCGCCGCGUGCGUGA
Messenger RNA from Klebsormidium nitens, 396 nucleotides. The record is from the annotation of a GenBank genome assembly. Lineage: Eukaryota; Viridiplantae; Streptophyta; Klebsormidiophyceae; Klebsormidiales; Klebsormidiaceae.